AUGAUCCACGUGUUACAGCUGGGCGACAGUCGGGUGAACAUGGCGGAGUCUGAGGAGUCGCUGAAAUCGGGGGGUCCCCUGCUCUCCCUGGACCCCAAACUACAGGAGGAGUUCAAGAGGAAAGUGCAGAAGAUCCGCAAGAAACCGAAGGUGGAGACCCUCACCCCGGGCGUCCUCUAUCUCGGACACAUCCCGCGCCUGCUCGCUGAACCGCAACUCAAGGAAUAUUUCAGCCAGUUUGGAACCGUCUCCAGAUUACGACUGUCCAGGAGCAAGAAGACAGGGGGCAGUAAAGGUUACGCCUUUGUGGAGUUUGAAUGUGAUGAAGUUGCUCGGAUCGUAGCGGACACGAUGAAUAACUAUCUGUUCUGUGAGCGGCUGCUGAAGUGUGAGUUGUUGCCCCCGGAGAAGGUUCACCCCAAGCUGUUUAAGGGCUGUAACAACGUAUUUAAGAAGCCGUCCCUCCCGGCGGUGAGUCGGUACAACAAGCAGCGCGACCCCGAGCAGCAGAAGGUGAUGACGGGGAGACUCCUGGGGAAGGAGCGGAAGCUGAGGAAGCGUCUGGCGGAGAAAGGGAUCGACUACGACUUCCCAGGAUUUGCUGCAAUGAAGAAAGCGGCGCAGACAGAGACCGAUCCCAACCUUUCCGUGAACAGUCAGGACGUCACCCCGGUGUGCACCCCGUCUGUGCUGCAGAGGAGGAAAUCUGCUCGACUUGAGGCGGCGGACGACAGCGAUGAUGAGAUUGUCCUGAAGUUACCAGAAGCCAAAACCAGCUCCAAAAAGAAGCAAAAAAAGAUCAGCAAGACAGAAAAGAGUCAGAAGAUCAGGAAACUGAAAUUACAGACAGAUUAAAGGGACUGGAGUGGAAAGACCCCAUACACAGGGGCGGAUGCUUCUCCUGAUUGCUCCAUGUACACAGGGGGCGCCACCCUACAGCUUCAGUCUGGAUAUGUUGCUGUCAUUUGGCACAAAUGGUGGAGCACAACACGGACUUAAUACUGCUCCACUUUCUGCUGUCGGACCUUGCCCUCCUGACUUGCCAUCACCUGGCUGUUCCCUGGCAUCACCCUGUUGAUCAUCAGACUGAAUCCUGAGGCUUUAUUCCAGUGUUUCCCAACCAGAGUGCCUCCAGCUGUUGCAAUACUACAACUCCUAGCAUGCCCAGCCUUUGAAUGGGCAUGCUGGGAGUUGUAGUUUUGCUACAGCUGGAUGCUUACUCAUUGGGGAAAAACUGCUGUGGAUUUUGCUGUCACUGAUUGUAAUAAACUGGUUGUCAUUUUCGGUA
This is a messenger RNA of Hyla sarda, 1288 nucleotides long. It is a transcript of the gene NIFK, whose product is annotated as nucleolar protein interacting with the FHA domain of MKI67. NCBI's taxonomy places the organism in Eukaryota, Metazoa, Chordata, Amphibia, Anura, Hylidae. Gene Ontology annotation, biological process: maturation of LSU-rRNA from tricistronic rRNA transcript (SSU-rRNA, 5.8S rRNA, LSU-rRNA). The transcript has 6 exons. The record is from RefSeq and is a predicted model, not a curated record. Gene Ontology annotation, cellular component: nucleolus. Gene Ontology annotation, molecular function: RNA binding. Bases 1 to 855 code for a protein of 284 amino acids.